UUUGUGGUGACCUGCAAACCGUCCCCACGAGGCCAAAGGAUCAGUGUUUUGAGAUGCCUAUCCGCAUGUUAUGUGGGGACAUUGCAUCCUUGCAAGGACAGAAAAGCAAGGACGCAUACACAAAUAAAAUGAAGAAUAACAGUUUUGACACACUGCUUGCAGUAGUCAGCGCACAGAAUGUACCUUGAUUUUGAGUAUCACAUGCAAAGAAUGAGACACAUUUUUACAUUAGCCUCUACCCUUGUUAUAUUGUUGUCGUGUAGAGGACAAACCACACACCAGUGAAUUUGAAUAUUUGAUUUCAUAUGUGAACAAACACAUAGCCACAAACUUUGUCGCUUUGGUCAUGUUCAGACCAGACUCUGAAUGUCAGGAAGAAAACUGUCUUAACAGCAUAAUUCGAAACGAUUAGUAACAUGAAACUUGCCAGCUUCAGACCGGCUGGUGUGCGACCUGAUUGGGUGAGGCUGCUGUCAGUCAGGAAGAGUGUGUGUGGUGGAGGCUUUGUGGCCAGAGCCUAAGGAGGCAGCGGGAACAGUGAGAGAGGAACCAGGCUAGCUGUCAGGAGGACACACUCUACUCCUGUCCUGAACGAGGCUCUUGGCUCUGGCAUGGCUCUGAUAGAGCUCAUCUUCACCCUGGUAGGGGCCUGCGUUGUCCUGUUCUGCUGUGCAAGGCUGGCACAUGUGCUGAUGAAGCUUUAUCCGAGGGUCUGGUACCCCCUGCCUGAGAACUUUUUUACCUCAAUGGGAAAAUGGGCAGUGAUCACUGGUGCAUCAGAUGGAAUAGGAAAGGCUUAUGCACAAGAGUUGGCGAGGCAUGGGCUGAACGUGGUGAUCAUCAGCAGGACCAAAGAGAAGUUGGACAGACUGGCGAGGGACAUAGAGGUUAAAACGGGGGUAAAAGUCAUAACUAUUGUCACCGACUUCACCAAAGAGGAUAUUUAUGGAGUCAUCAAAGAGAACAUUCAGGGUUUGGAUGUGGCUAUUUUAGUUAACAACGUGGGCAAGCUGCCAACCUUUAUACCCUGCAGACUACUUGAAAUAGAUCACCUGGAAGAGAAAAUGUAUCAAGUAAUCAACUGCAACGUCAAAACAACGGUCAAGAUGUGUCGCAUCAUCCUGCCUGGAAUGGUGGAAAGGGGACGGGGCAUCAUUCUGACCGUGUCCUCCGGCAUAGCAAAAAUUCCUUGUCCUAUUUACACUCUAUACGCAGCUACGAAGGUUUUUCUUGAGAGGUUCUCACAGGGUCUCCAAGCUGAAUACAGAUCCGAUGGAAUUCUUUUUCAGACAGUGUCUCCUUUUGGAGUCUCCACAGCAAUGACGGGCUAUCAGAAAACAGACUUCUUUACAUUCACAGCGGAGGAGUUUGUGAGGAACUCACUGAUGUAUCUGAAAGCAGGAGAACAAACAUAUGGCAGCAUCGUCCAUGCAGUUCUGGGUUGGGUCAUUCAGGCCAUCCCCACCUGGGUUCUGAGAAGUGAAGCGUUUCACCACAACUUUCAGGAGUUUGUGAAGAAGAAAAUGGACAGCUGAGCGCUUUUUCUGUACUGCAGCCUUUCAAUACAGCAGUUUAUUUUUUCUUUUGCACUAGUAACUUUAGUUUGCACUAGAUGAUGGCAUUGCUGUCCGAGAUGCUCCACUGGGGAAGCCAAAGGUCAGACUGACAUAGCAUUCGUUCACCUUAGCAGCCACUUAAGAUGCUAGAAUGGAUACUUUUCACCCAUAGAAUUAUCUCAGAAUCUUUGCACUUCCCAUGAGGAUGAUCAGUGGAGCAGGGCUGGGUGACCCUGCUUCUUAAUUGCUCCCAAGAUGAAAGAGACAGAGUGCACUGAGAGAAACAAAGAAAGACAGAGAAACAGUCCUUUCAUAUUUGUUUCAAGAAAAAUAGCAAUUAACCAAGCUAUCAUGAAAAUCUGUAAUGCACACUUCAAGCUUGACACUACAUUUCAAAGGUUAAAUAUAUAUAUAUAUGCACACUCACCGGUCACUUUAUUAAGUACACUUACCUUGUAUCUACACUCAUUGUCCGUUUUAUCAGCUCUACUCACAUAGGUGCACUUUGUAGUUCUACAAUUACAGACGGUAGUCCAUCUGUUUCUCUGCAUACUUUGCUUCUUCAGUUUAUUAUUGGAGCUUAGAGGCAACAACCACUAGAAGUCAAUAGUCACCCAAAUCUUUACGGUAAAUACAUCCCCAUAACAUUUCUCAACCUGCUCAAAGCACAUUUAGCUCUUCAUUAAGGUUGUCCAGGCUUGGUUUAGAGCAAGUACGACACACUGUGAAUUUAAAAAAUAUAUAUUUUAAUAUAACAUAAAUUGUAAAAAAUGACAUUUUAUACUACAGUGUUGUGCUGAAUUUCAACUCCCCUGCAGAAUCCAGCUCCCCGUUGCGUACACACACACGGACUCUAGAUUGUGUUUGCGAUAUCUGUUGUUUUUAGCAGAAAUAACAAACAUAAGCCAUGGCUUCCAUAUGUCUGCGUGAUGUGUGCAUAUAAAACUGCUGCCUGCUGUUCUUUCAUACAAUUUACAGUAAGUCCCACAUCAGAAAGUCUGCUUGACCUUAAUGAAGAGCUGGAUGUGCUUUAAGUAGGUUGAGAGAAGUUUUGCCGAUGCAUUUACAGGAAGGAUUUAGGUGAUUAUUGACUUCUAGUGUCGGUUAGCAACAUCAGCCUCAUAGCAAGAGCGCUAAACUAAAGAAGCAAAAACGUCUUCACUGAUCAGCAACAUCUAGGGUAACGGAAAAGUGUCAAAAUCUGAUUUUUCACCAAAUCUUUCCUUUAAUCACCUCAGUGUCACUGCUGGGCUGAGAAUAGUCCACCAGUCAAAAAUAUCAAGCCAACAGUGUCCUGUGGUCAGAAACUGACUGCUGAUGAAGGACUAAAGGAUGACUAACAAUGUCAACUGUAUAGCAACAGAUGAGCUAUCAUCUCUAAAUUUACAUCCAUGAGGUGAACCACAAAAUAGAUGUGUCUAAUAGAGUGGACAGUGAGUGGACAGUGAGUGUUUAAAAAUUCCAGCAGGACUGCUGUGUCCAGUCAUACCAGCACAACACACACUAACACACCACCACCACGUCAGUGUCACCGCAGUGCUGAGAAUGAUCCACCACCCAAAUAAUACGUGCUCUGUGGUGGUCCUGUGGGGGUCCUGACCACUGAUGAACAGCUAAUAAAUAAUACAGAGAAACAGAUAAACUACAGUUUGUAAUUGUAGAACUACAAAGUGCACUUAUGUGGUAAGUGGAGCAGAUAAAAGAGUGUAGAUUCAAGGAAAGGGGGUCAGUGAGUGUAUUUGUUAUACAGUGUAGGUUUAAAUAUUCUAAACUAGAUAUUAGCUGGUAUUUUAGAAGCUUUAUUCAGUCUUUCAGGAAUUUUAAGAACAACAAGAAAUUAUAGUAAUAAACUAAUUGUGUAAUCUAUUUAUAAUCAUUUUUCUGUCUCAAUAUUUCAUCACCACUUUUCAAAUUCGAGGCAUUCUGGAUGUUAAUGUUCUCUUUAUUCUCAAUGUUGUACAGCUUUCUCAGUUAUUAGACUUUUCUUCAGCUCUUCAUCAUUUGGACACAUCAAAAAUAUCUUUAGUUACAGUUUCCGGUCUUCUCACUACAUUAGAUUAUGAACAUCAUUUUAUAUAUUUACAGUCGGAUACAAGUUAGAACACAAUUUGUAGUUAUUGGCUGAGUUUAACACAGUGGGAAAAAAAUGAAACAUAAAAUAGAAAAGGUGCCGUAACUUUUGCAUAGGCUACAUUUCAUGUUUUAAUAAGUUUCCCCAAUAUGUCAAAUUCAGCAAAUAAACAGUAAUUGUGCAUUAAAAUGUGCAGCAGUGUGUUCACCAUAGAGGAUGUGUUAACAUCAACAACACAUGUCAUUUGACCAGGGGUGUCAAAAGUUUUGCAUACAACUGCGUCUACAACUUAAUGUGGCUUUAUAUUAUUGAAAAUGCUGAUUCCAAACUCUUGAAUGAUAGUCUAUGAGAUGAAAUUACAGUGGGACAGAAUUAUAAAGAUACAUGGCUCCACCUAGUGGACACAUCUGCUCUCAGCUCAAAGCCUCUGUCUGACAUUGAGAAGCUCACUGUCAUCAGCAUCAGACCAAAUGUGACUCUGACCUUGACACCCACCUUAGAUUCAUUAUCCAGCAGAGACAACAUGCUGUCUUCGUCCUCUUGGAAUUAUAAGGUUCUACCUGACAUUUUUGUCAAAACUGAGUUAUUCACAUAGUUUCUGCCAACUUCUAAACAUUAUGUGAGAUGUUUUUUUUAAGGUGUGGGCAUUUUUGGACUCUUUAUCUAGGAAAACAAAAAGGUUCUAUUUCCAUAGUCAAACUCUAAUAUAGUUCUAUAAGGUUCAAUCAGCACUUUCAAUACACACAAGAAGACCAAUCAGGUUCUGCUUCUUUAUCAUGUCGCCGCUCUGCUCAGUGACUACGGGAAAAAUGUAUAAAACUUUAUGAAACAUAAAAACAUGUUGCUGAAA
This is a messenger RNA of Colossoma macropomum (tambaqui), 4477 nucleotides long. It is a transcript of the gene hsd17b3, whose product is annotated as hydroxysteroid (17-beta) dehydrogenase 3. The record is from RefSeq and is a predicted model, not a curated record. Lineage: Eukaryota; Metazoa; Chordata; Actinopteri; Characiformes; Serrasalmidae. The transcript is spliced from 11 exons. Gene Ontology annotation, molecular function: testosterone dehydrogenase (NADP+) activity. Gene Ontology annotation, cellular component: endoplasmic reticulum. The coding region runs from base 612 to 1535 and encodes 307 amino acids.